Molecule: messenger RNA, 1148 nt
Organism: Macroventuria anomochaeta
Lineage: Eukaryota; Fungi; Ascomycota; Dothideomycetes; Pleosporales; Didymellaceae
Product: class I glutamine amidotransferase-like protein
Exons: 2
Coding region: 199-1002 (267 amino acids)
Source: RefSeq, a predicted model, not a curated record
UCACGCUGCAAAGUGGAGUCGAAAUUUGCUCCCGGAGGCGGUCGUUAAAUUGUUCAUUUCAUCUAUUGUGCAUCUGGGUAUAAGAAGCAGCGGUAACACCUGAGGUAGGCUUCAGUCAUACAAACAGCCUCGUUUGCCUACACAUUACUCUCUCAUUAUCAUCGCAGCUUUCUUUGGGUCAUUGUCUGUUCGACCAAAAUGCGCGUCUCAACCUUGAUGCCGCUCUUUGCGGCUCUCCCCUCAGCAUUUGCAGCACCACAGCAGCCAGAAUUCACCAACACCACCGAACUACCUACCCAUUUCGCCAUGCUACUGCUUCCGCGCUUCCAGGCGCUGGACGUCUUCGGCCCACUAGACGUGCUCAAUACCCUCUCCAUGCUCUACAGCAACAAAACAGCCAUGACUCUCACCCUACUCAGCAAGACCAUGGACCCAGUAAGCACCACGAUCAAGGACAUAAACGGCAAAAGCAACUUCGGUGAAGAGAUCCUCCCGACCAACACGUUUGCCAACAUCCUCGGCAAGGAGAAGAGUCAUCCUGCCCCAACAAACCACACUACGUCAGUGGAUAAAGACAUCGAAGUCCUCCUCGUCCCCGGUGGUGGCGGCACAAGGCAGAACAUGACCGAAGAAAUCGCAUUCGUGAAAGAGGUCUACCCCAAGCUGAAGUACAUAAUCUCCAUCUGCACCGGCGCCACCGUCCUCUCCCGCGCCGGGAUUCUUGACGGCAAGAAAGCCACCACCAACAAGCGCUCCUGGCUAUGGGCUACCUCCACAGGGCCCAAUGUCACAUGGGUGCCGUCGGCGCGGUGGGUUGAAGAUGGCAAUAUCUUUACUUCGAGUGGCAUUUCUGCUGGUAUUGAUGUGACGAUGGCUUGGGUAGGGAAGAUCUAUGGCGAGGAGGUUGCGGAUUUUGUGGCGAAUAGUAUGGAGUAUGAGAGGUGGACUGACCCGCACAGGGAUCCGUUUGCGAAGGUGUGGGAUGUGCCUGGUGCGGUAUAAAUGGGUACAACACUGAGGGCAAGAGCAAGACUUAGGUGCCGGAUGCGAUUAGUUAAGGUGAUAUAGAGAUGCACGUACGUCUCCUAGAGGACAAGUAAAGCUGGCUUAGAUAUGUGGAGAAAGCAACAUAAGACGUAAGAUCAGAA